AUGAGCUCCAAGAAAGUCAUUGUCAAUGAGGAGGUCAUCGGAGAUUCUGAUAGUGAAGUAAUUAUGGUAUCAAGCCAAAGCCCAGUUCCUAUUGUUAAAGUGAAAGAAGAGCAAGAAACAAAAUCAUCAAACGAAUUUGAAGACUAUGAAAAGGCACUGGGUUUAUUUUCAAGUCCUAUACUACUUAAUGAAACAAAAGAUAUUAAUAUCAAAGAAUGUCUGGGUAAUUAUUUAUCAAAACAACUUACAAAAAGCAAGAGACCGCCAACUCCUAGAUCCAAAGCUAAGAGGAAGUGA
Messenger RNA from Trichomonas vaginalis G3, 297 nucleotides. RefSeq lists its product as uncharacterized. The transcript has a single exon. The record is from RefSeq and is a predicted model, not a curated record. The coding region runs from base 1 to 297 and encodes 98 amino acids. NCBI's taxonomy places the organism in Eukaryota, Parabasalia, Trichomonadida, Trichomonadidae.